GGACAAAUUUGACCUUAAGUUGAGCCUCAGAUGAAAAUAAAUUAUUUUGUCAUGACUCAAAACACUAAACCUGUUUAACGGGUUGGAGAGGGGCGUGCAGGAAGAGACGCGCACACACAUACACACACAUACACUUGGGCAGUCGUCAAUGGGUGACGUCAUCACGAGUUUCAGUGAGGUGAAGAAUGAGGAAGAUCCUGUCCCCCGGGUGAGAGAGGAUAGAAGUCACACACACCGUCUUCCUCUCUGUGUGAUUGACGCGCACUCAGCGGAGAGCUCGCGCACAGUUAACGGGGACGUGAUGGUCUGCAGCGGCAGCGACGGCCGGUGCGCACGGUUUGUGGAGCGACGCCAGUCCGCGCUGAAUUUUGCGCUGCUGGUUGUCGGUUACAUCCUCUACCUGCUGGUCGGCGCCGGGAUCUUCUCCGCCAUCGAGCGGCCCUACGAGCAGGAGCUCCGCAGCGAGCUGAAGGCGGCGCGGCGCGACUUCCUGAGCAACAACAGCUGCGUGUCCGACGCGCGCCUGGAGGAGCUGCUGGCCCGCGCGCUCGAGGCCAGUAACUACGGGGUGACGGUGGUGGGGAACAAAAGCGAGCGGAACUGGGACUUCGUGUCCUCCCUGUUCUUCACCAGCACCGUGCUGACCACAACAGGUUAUGGCCACUCGGUUCCUCUCUCAGACGAAGGGAAGGGCUUCUGCAUGUUCUACGCCCUCUUUGGCAUCCCAAUCACCCUUUUCCUCCUCACUGUUGUGGUGCAGAGGAUCAUGGUCCUGGUGACUCGGCGCCCAUUGGCCUAUUUCCACCAUCGAUGGGCCUGGGCUAAAUCAAAGUUAGCCGCCGUACACGCUACCUGCCUUACCAUCAUCAUGACCCUGCUCCUCCUCCUCAUCCCUGCGUGGAUCUUUGUCAGCCUGGAGAAGGAGUGGGAUUUUAUGGAGUCUGUGUAUUUCUGUUUCAUCUCUCUGACAACCAUUGGCCUUGGGGAUUAUGUCCCUGGAGAGAACCAGAGUGGAGAGGACCUCCCACACCCAGACCUCUACAGGCUGGCCAUUACAGUGUACUUGCUGCUGGGCUUAGUGCUUGUGGUGGUGCUGCUGGAGACGUGUUACGAGCUUCCCCAGAUGAGACGCUUCACACAGAGGUUCUACCUAGAAAAUGUCCGGGAGCUGGACUCCGAGACCACCAACAUCAUCGACCAGGACCACCUGAGCUACGAGCAGAGCGACCCCUCGAGUCCCGUGACCGAUCACCUGCCGGUCAUCCCUUCUGUGUCGGAGCAGGCCGCUUCCUUACGGCUGCACAGCAAGCCGGCGCCUCGCGGCGAACAGGACCUCCUCUCAAACUGAGUUGACGGAUUGUCUGGAAAACAUUUGAGCAUUUGACAGACGGGCAAUCGAAAUCCGGCUUUGACCUCUAUUGUUCAUGUGUGUGUUUCUAAGGAGCCUGAGCACACGUGCGUGUACAUGUGCGUGUAAGCCGGGUCACUUAAUCACUUAAAAGGGGCUUUCUGCCGUUGCCAACACCAACAGACAUUGUGUGGCGUAACAGAGGAACCACCCACAGAUUAUCGGGACGGCAUUGUGUUCUCGGUCUGCUGUGCAGCUCCCGUUCCCAUGAGCUCUAUCCGUGACACAGAGGAAGGGCUGGACCCCCCCAACGGAGGGAAACCCCACAAGGUUCCACUUCCUGCCAACGUCUUGAUGGUGUAAUUCCAAAGUGGCACAGUUUUCACUCGAGAAUUAUAUAUAAACGAUGGUGGUAUUUGCAUUAGGAAAGCAGCACAAGGGAAUCAGGCGUACGAUCAGUUGGUCGACUGGAGAUUAUGUCAUCAGAUUCCUUUAAAAGGUUAUUUAAGACAAAAUAAUAACAAAAUAGUUCAACAGCACCAAACUGCAGCCUCCAUAAUUAUCAUGAAGUUUAAUCAAUGUUUUUCUUAAACGAUAACAAAAUUAUGAUUUCCAUAAAGGGAAGACUUAUUGCAGGACUGUUGUAUUAGACUGCAUUGGUUUUAGCUAGCUGUAUCUCAUAAACUGGGCAUUGAUUAUAAUUUUAAUGGAGUAAUCAUACUGCUCUUUCAUCACAAGAGGGCACUACUUUCACUUUAUGCACAAAAAGAGAUUUUGUUACUGGGAUUUUGCUGCUGAAGGUUUUAUAGAAAAAUCUAAUGUAGGCAUUGUCACAACUGAGGGUUGCUUUUUAAAUAUAUUCCAUUUUACUCACGAGCUAGUGCAACAGCCGAAACAACGGGUUAAAAUCACAAGAAAUAAAAGAAUGCAAUUUGUAAUUAGUUUUUUCCGAAGAUGAUUUUUGUCAAUUUGCAAAUUUUAUGAGCAAAACUUUGUCAUUGUUUUUAUAAAAUCCUAUUAGAUGUUUGCAUACAAUGUAAAUAAAUAAUGCAAAAUUAAACCUU
Pseudoliparis swirei is the source of this 2412-nucleotide messenger RNA. RefSeq names its product potassium channel subfamily K member 1-like. Bases 149 to 1348 code for a protein of 399 amino acids. Gene Ontology annotation, biological process: potassium ion transmembrane transport; stabilization of membrane potential. The transcript is spliced from 3 exons. Gene Ontology annotation, molecular function: potassium ion leak channel activity. The record is from RefSeq and is a predicted model, not a curated record. Gene Ontology annotation, cellular component: membrane. Lineage: Eukaryota; Metazoa; Chordata; Actinopteri; Perciformes; Liparidae.